Molecule: messenger RNA, 768 nt
Organism: Myxozyma melibiosi
Lineage: Eukaryota; Fungi; Ascomycota; Lipomycetes; Lipomycetales; Lipomycetaceae
Product: glutaredoxin-like domain-containing protein
Exons: 2
Coding region: 205-642 (145 amino acids)
Source: RefSeq, a predicted model, not a curated record
CUACCAUGAGAUCAAAAGAAAACAUUCGACCUACCAAGCAGUUCACGGAUCAGCUAUCUUCCACCGUGCAUCGAUCUGUCUCUAUCUUCACAAUUGCAGCACCAAGACAGUCAGAGGACAGAACCUGCUGCAGUUGUUGUUCGCAGCGGUGUUCAAAGGCCUUGCUGGGUGCUGGUUCGUAGACCUGCGCACGGCGAGCUUCAGAUGCCGGCGCAGGAACCUAUUGAAACCUUAAUUCAUUUUGUCUUCCCGUCCGCGAUGAGCUCUGGUUUGCCUUUAAUCAUCGACUGUUUGCCCACAGUUCAGCCCAGAAUGAUCUCGCGGAGAUUCUUUUCGCGUUCUGUAGCGGCUGCUACUGUGCGUCUGCCGAGGAUGUUGCUAUAUUCCAGACCAGAGUGCGGGCUUUGUGAGGAAGCGAAGGAAUCGAUCUCGAAAGCAGUGAAGGAACUGCCCGAGUUUGAGUUACAGGUUGUCAAUAUUCUCGAGCCCGAGAACAAGGAAUGGUUUGAUAAAUACGCAUUCGAUGUCCCGGUUGUACACUUUCAAACCUCGGAAUCUGAUAAAAUCCACAGGAUCAUGCACCACAUCAAGCAGAAAGACGUUAUCGAUCUCGUGAACAACUCUUUGAAAGAGUCCUCGUGAAUUUAUACUAUGAUUACAACGGGGAGAACAUCUAAUAGAAUCUCGAGUUUUCUGUAUAUAAUACAUUCGGGUGCUACCAACUUCCUUUCUAUACUACAAUCUUCAAGAUCAAUAAACAACCUAUAG